AUGUAUGAAAAUCUGAAGAAACGGUCCACGGGAUCUGUAACGAUUCAAAGGCCGGUUGCUAUGAUUUCCCAUGAAGAUUCACCAGCGGAUAAGGAUAGCUUGAGGAGAAAGGCUCGAAGGUUAUAUACAUGGGAUGAGAUACCAGAGUGGCAAAGAGAUAACGAGCAUAUUCUAACGGGAUAUGUUGGUGAGACUAAGAGCUCCUGGGAAUGUUUCAAAAGUCUCUUCUACCUACACAAUGAAUCAAUUAACAUUUAUUCCCAUCUUAUGCCGGGAAUUGCUUUCUUCUUUAUUUUGUUCUUCAAUAAGUUUGCGAUCACCAAGUUUGAGACAACGAGCUUCAUUGACUAUUUCAUGAUUGAUCUAUUUUUUGUUGGUGCUUUUACUUGUCUGACGCUGAGUAGCAUUUUCCACUGUUUGAAGAAUCAUUCAUUGUCCGUGGCAACCUUUGGGAACAAAUUAGAUUACUUGGGAAUUGUGGUACUGAUCGUCAACUCGAUGAUAAGUAUUAUGUAUUACGGCUUUCACGAGUCGCCAUCCCUCUUUUACUUCUUUACGGUCGUCACCUGUUCCUUCGGACUAGCCUGCGCGGUUGUUUCCAUGAAGGAAAGAUUCAGGACUCGAGAAUGGCGUCCAUAUAGAGCGGCACUCUUUGUUGCCUUCGGGUUGUCAGCUGUCCUACCCAUCAUAGCAGGCAGUAUUCAUUACGGUUUUAGCGAGCUAUAUCUACGGAUUCAAGUGAAAUGGGUCCUUCUUGGGGGAAUUUUUUACAUCGUUGGGGCCGUCUUAUAUGGAAUGCGUUUCCCGGAGAAAUGUUCUCCUGGAAGGUUUGACAUAUGGGGACAUUCGCAUCAGCUUUUUCAUAUAUUAGUCGUGGUCGCCGCCUUAUGCCAUUUGAACGGAUUGAUCAAAAGUUACGAUUUAGUUCAUUUGAAAAUGGCUAUGGCGCCAGCUUCAAGUCCAUCAAUAGAUACAUUUAACUGA
This is a messenger RNA of Torulaspora globosa, 984 nucleotides long. RefSeq names its product PAQR-type receptor (gene IZH2). Lineage: Eukaryota; Fungi; Ascomycota; Saccharomycetes; Saccharomycetales; Saccharomycetaceae. Gene Ontology annotation, cellular component: membrane. Bases 1 to 984 code for a protein of 327 amino acids. The transcript has a single exon. Gene Ontology annotation, molecular function: signaling receptor activity. The record is from RefSeq and is a predicted model, not a curated record.